Messenger RNA from Arachis ipaensis, 808 nucleotides. The record is from RefSeq and is a predicted model, not a curated record. Lineage: Eukaryota; Viridiplantae; Streptophyta; Magnoliopsida; Fabales; Fabaceae.
ACUUUCAUAUCUGACUGUGACUUUAAAGAUUUUGUACGAAGACGAUCUAAGGGUAGAAGGCCUUCAAAUGUAGAGAUAGAAAAAAGAGUCAAUAAAGAUUUUGUUACUUGGUUUCCUGCGCAGCUUAUGAACCCAGAUAUUAUGAAUAAUGUGCAUGAGGAUUUGAGAUACUUAGCAAGGGGUCCAUCACGAUAUGCCAAGAGGUUUUCUACAUUUAGUAUUAAUGGGUUCUCCUUUCGAACUACCAAUCGAGACAAAGGGUUAAAGACUCAGAAUAGUGGAGUUUUUUUAAUGUCUUCAACUCCUUGUGUUGCUAGCGCUAGUGAUGCUGAUGUUAGGAAUGCUGAUUUGUCAUAUUAUGGCAAACUAGAAGAUAUUAUAGAACUAAACUACAAUGGCCAAUUUCGGGUUACUUUAUUCAAAUGUAAAUGGGCUGACACCACCAGAGAACGGGGCUGUAGAAAGGAUAAUUGGGGUUUUACUUCUGUUAAUUUUUCACGAGUAAUACACAGUGGUGACCGAGAGGAGGAUGAUCCAUAUAUUGAAGCCUCACAAGCUCGAAUGGUGUAUUUUGUCAAUGAUGAAGUGAAUAAAGAUUGGAGUGUUGUCGUGCAUUUGAAGCCAAGAGAUUCAUAUGAUAUGGGGGGAAAUGAAGAUGAUGAAGCAUGCGAGAAUGAGCCAUGGUUAGAGCAAAACUUAGAUUCUUUAUUUGAAAAUGGUGAUAAUCUAUCAUUGUUAAGAGAUGAGGUAGAUGAUAAACUACUAGAUAAUAACAUUGGAGAAGAUGAACACAUGUCAGAAUAGUAGG